This is a messenger RNA of Coturnix japonica (Japanese quail), 3448 nucleotides long. It is a transcript of the gene LCA5, whose product is annotated as lebercilin LCA5. Lineage: Eukaryota; Metazoa; Chordata; Aves; Galliformes; Phasianidae. Gene Ontology annotation, biological process: intraciliary transport. The record is from RefSeq and is a predicted model, not a curated record. Gene Ontology annotation, cellular component: axoneme.
CUGAGGCCGCGGGCCGAGCUGGUUGUUACAGAAAAAUGCAUUUGGAAUGAUAACUUGUGUUUGCUGAGCUGAACUACAAAGAUCUCAUGCUUUGGAGAUGAAGAUGAUAAGCACAAAGAAAUAAUCCAGCUUCUGCUGCUGUGAAUAUUGAAAGGUCCUUUGUGUCAAAAUGAGCAGACUUUGAGAAGAAUCUGGAAAGCUGCUAAAUCUAAAAAAUGGGAGAAAGGGUCAGGAGCCCGGAUUCUGAGCAAGACAGAAGAUCAGAUGAGGAUAGAAAUAGUGACUCUUAUUAUUCAGAUGAAGAUAAUGCAUCCCAUUCAUCUGACCGUUCACCUACUCUAAGCUAUCCAUCUACAAGCCAUGAAAAGCAAGAUCACAAAACAAGAGCUUCAGACAGUCUUAUGCACUACCAAGCCACAAAGAAGUUGGGUUCCAAAUAUGCACCAAGCAAAAGAGGGACACAAUGGGGUUUGCGUUCUCAAAGCCUCACUAGGGAUUCUCCUGCGAAAGAUAUAGAUCUUGUUACAAAGAGAGUUCUUUCUGCUAGGCUGCUGAAAAUCAAUGAGCUCCGAAAUGAACUGACCGAACUCCAUAUCAAACUGGAUGAGCUGCAGAAGGAAAACAGGGCACUGAGGAGGCUUCAGCACAGGCAGGAGAAAGCCUUGAAUAAGUUUGAAGAUACAGAAAAUGAAAUCUCUCAGCUCAUUGCUCAACACAACAAUGAGAUUAGAAUAUUAAGGGAGCGCCUACGAAAAUCUCAAGAGAGGGAACGUGCCACUGAGAGAAGGCUGAAAGAUUCAGAAGAUGAACUGUACCGAACAAAAACUGUCUUGCAGAAACUGAAAAAGCUGUCUGCAGAUAAACACCUCGCUGAGAGAGAUGACCUGGCUAAGAAACUAGCCUAUGCAGAGAGCAGACUAGAGGAGAGUGAAAAAAGAAUUAAGGAUCUGGAGAAAAAUCUUGAAUUAAGUGGUAGCAGUUUUCAACGAGAGUUACAGUUGAAGAAAAAAAAGGUGCUUGAAGCACAAGAUAAAAAUAGAGCUCUCCAAGAAGAGCUUCUUCAACUAAAUCAGAAGCUGAAGGAAAAAGAAAGAGAACUUGAUGCAAAAAAUAUAUAUGCUAAUCGUAUGCUGAAGGUAUCGCCAAAAAAAGGCAUGGAUGUUAUUCAAAGAAAGAAAGCAAACAACCAAAAUAUCAAAAAAGGAACACAGCUCACGAAAGGAAUACAGACCAGUGGACGCUUCUCGUCUGUAGAACUCCCUCCAGAAUCAGAGUUGGACUGUGGUGAUGCAGUAGAUAAGAAAGAGAGAAUUCUUUCAAGAAUAGAAAAAGAACUUCAAAACAAAGAAUGGAAAGAGCAAACAGACCUCCUAGAACAAGAGCAAGACAGAGAAAAGGAAGAGAAGCUGAAACGUGUUCAGGAACCACAGACUUCAGAGGAGAGGUUUCAAAAGCUACGUGAUGAGUGGGAAAAGGAAGAAUGUGACAAAGUGGAAAAGGAAAGCAGCUUUUUAUUGAAUAAAGAAGAUAAAACAAAGAUGGAAACAGAAAUACACAAACCUGAAACAGAGACAGAAAGUUCUGAAAUGCUGGAAGAACGUCGAAAAAGUGAAUUUCUGCUUGCCAAAAUGAAUGAAAUUGAUAGAGAAACUCAAAAUGUAAUGAACGUGAAACUUGCUUCCCAAACAUCGUUUGUAAACGCGUUGAGAAAAUCUGAUUCUCCAGAAAAGAAAGAAAAAAAUGGUCAAAUGUUUGAAAUUCCAGGGAAGGUCACAAAUGGGUUUCCCCAAGAGGACAGCCAGGAGGAUGCCACAAGAACACAAGGGCUGAAGCAGCGAAAUUUAAGGACUGUAGACUUAAGUAAUGAGUUAACAUUUGGUAGUUAUGUACCUUCCUUUGGAAAAGUAUCGGGGAGACCCAGUUGGCUUAAUCAAAAAGAUGACUCUUCAGAAGAAAAUGUGAAGGAAAAUGCAGAUUUCCAUAGUAAGAAAGAAAAGAAGUCCAAUUUAAUGGAACAACUCUUUGGAAGCAGUGCCAGUACCAUCCUCCUUCCUAAAAGUAAGGAUAUGAAAUCUUUUGACAUAGAUUGGGAAUCUAGUAAUGCCCUUCUUGAUAAAAACAGUAAAAUCAAAGCAAAGGAAGACAAUGAUCUUUUCAGUGAAGGAAGAAACCUAAACAGGCACCGUCCGCAACACGGUGGAAGCAAGCCAGCUUUUAAAACUCUGGGUUCUUUAGAAGAUGAGAUUGAAGAAGUAGUCUUACAAUGAUCAUAUUUUAUAUUUUUCAUAUGUGAACACCAAAUAAAUAUUUUCACAUAAUAUUUAUUAGAUACAGAUUUGAAAUAUUUCAGAUGUAAAGCCUUAUGAAGGAGUAAUUUACUUAAAUGGAUAUAUUUGUUCAGAGGAAAGAUGCGCUCUGGUAGAUCAGCCUAAGCUACAAGCAGGAAAUUUGUUUUUAAAAAUAACAUCUAAAUAGAGGCUGGGAAGAUCUGGUAGUGACUAUUUUGGCAGUAAGACAGUGAAGCAGUCCUGAGGGACUUGCUGAUAGGUGAGAUAGUGACUAGCUUGCCACUUAAGUCAGAGAAGACGUACUUGGCCCUACCUUGGCUCUGGAUCAAUGGUUUCUGUUGCCACAUGGUGCCAUCUGACUUAUGUGGCUGUGGCUCAUAGUGCCAGUCUUGUUAGCGCAGUGCUGGUAGGGAUGCUGUAGGAAGGGAAGGUUUUACAAAGGCUUACAGUCAUGCGCACCUUUCACCUACAUGCACUCACAGACAUUUUGUGCUCUCUUGCUGACUUUUGCACACAGUCUUUAUCGCUCUCUUAAUUAUCGAGACUUAUGUGUCAUCUGUGAUAGAUCAGUUAAACCGUACUUCUCACAAAGGAGAAUUAUUUAUGACAGAGUUAGCUGGCUGAGAAAGUAAUGGGCUUUUAAGUGGCAGCGUUGGCAUUCAGAGCAGCUGGUAGGUGCGCAUCUCUGGCUAGCCAGUGUAGGAGGUAUAUUUUUUUACCUGUAGGCUGCUCACCAUACACUACUUUUAGUUUGGUUUACUUCUUUUAAGCUUCAGUUUGCUUUCUCAGGCAUUCAGAGAGCCUGUAAACUGUAUCAGGAAAAGGCGUAUGUAACAUCAAUGUCAUGAAAUUGAUAGAAGAGACUUAACUUGCACAAAGCCUCGGGUGGAAAGAGAAUACUCUACACUGCAAUCGUGUUAUCUCAGAAGAACCUCAACAGAAAUACAACUAACUCAGGAGCAGCUGAUCUCUUUUCUGCAUAGGUUUUCUGGAGACCUUAAUAACAAACUUGUCUAGGUUGUCUAAUAUUUUCGGGUUAUAUUUAUUAUAUAAGGCCAUUUUUUUGUAAUUUUUGAAUUUUCUACAUAAAAUUCCAAUCAUUAGGAAGUUGUUUUUUUUAUCAAAAAUGCUUUUAUUAAAACAGUUAAGUAAAAUCUGAA